CUGGAGCCACUUCGCUCUUUAACCGUGUGGAGAUUACCAAUCGCUUCUCCGUGCUUCUUUAAAUGUAGAGGGGUAUCUGUCUUCUCACGCAACAGGCUGCACCACCAAUGUGAAGAGCAGCAUUGUAACUGCGCAUUCGCGGGAGACUUUGUCUACGCCAGCGCCGAGGAUGAAGAAGCAAAACGUCCGGACCCUGUCGCUCAUCCUCUGCAUGUUCUCCUACUUGCUGGUGGGCGCCGCCGUCUUCGACGCGCUCGAGUCUGAGACGGAGAGCUACCGCAGGCGCGUCUUGGAGCAGAAGCGCAACGAGAUGAAGAAGAAGUACCGCUUUUCCGAGGAAGACUACCGCGAAAUUGAACGGGUGGUACUGCAAGCGGAGCCCCAUCGAGCCGGGAGACAGUGGAAAUUUGCUGGUUCUUUUUACUUCGCUAUUACAGUCAUCACCACCAUUGGUUAUGGUCAUGCAGCACCAGGCACAGACACAGGAAAGGUGUUCUGCAUGUUCUAUGCAGUACUGGGCAUUCCUCUGACUUUGGUCAUGUUCCAGAGCCUGGGAGAGAGGAUGAACACAUUUGUGCGCUAUCUCCUCUAUAAGGCCAAACAGUGCCUGGGCUUUAAACUCACUGAGGUGUCCAUGGAGAACAUGGUUCUAGUAGGAUUUUUAUCCUGUAUUGGUACACUGUGUGUGGGAGCUGCAGCUUUCACUCACUUUGAGGGAUGGAGCUUCUUCCAUGCUUACUACUACUGCUUCAUCACACUCACCACAAUUGGCUUUGGAGACUUUGUGGCCCUGCAGAAAAAAGAGGACCUCCAGGAGAAAACCCCCUAUGUGGUUUUCAGCUUCAUGUACAUUCUGGUAGGGCUUACAGUUAUUGGGGCCUUCCUGAACUUGGUGGUUCUUCGUUUUCUCACCAUGAACAGUGAAGAUGAGAAAAGAGAUGCUCAAGAAAGGGCAUCCUUGAAGAGGGACAGAGGCCUUUUGGAUGGGGGCUUGAGUAUCCAUCUCGUGGGUGACCACAGCAGAAAUGACUGCAGGGAGAGGAGCAGACACAACCUGGCGUACAGUCCGCUGUUCGUGCCGAUGGAGGAGGGAACGAGUCGCACCAACCUCAUCGGAUCCUCAGCAGACAACCAUGAGAGAGGGAGAAGCCCCUGCAAACACAGGCUGCAUUUGCAGGUGACGGCAGACGCACGCAAGCCAGAGUCAAGCCUCAGCUCUCUUUGCUCUUGUGUGUGCUACCGUCUGGGCAUUUGUGAUAGCCCCCUCAUGGCCCGCAGUCAACGCAAAGGCUGCCGUGUCAGUUCUGUUUACUACAACUCUGUGUCCUAUAGGAUCCACAACAGCACCCCGGGCUCCAGGAACAAUAGUAGACUCUCUUCCCCUGGAAGCACACUCUCACAUGUCUUCCAGGAGUUCCCUCGAUCAAGGAGAAUGUCAGUGUGAGGCCCCAGGUUUUUUUUUUUGUUUUUGAGUUUUUUUCCCCCCUUGUUUGGAAUGGUCAGUGAAGCAUUUUUUUCUUUUGCUUAUUAAACAAUUUUCUUUUGUAAAGCACACUACUGUCAAAUAAGCUGAUGUUAUCCUUGUGCACGUUUCCCAAGUGCAUGCUCAUUGGAAUGUAUAGCACACAAUGUGGAUGCUGAGUGGUUCUGUAAGAUAUGAAGUGUCUUCUAAUCCGCAUUUAAAACUAAAAUGUUUUCCUUUCACCGUAGCAUGCUACUAAAUAAGAUCACCAUAAUACCUGUAUAAGAAAACAGCUCUCAGAAUGUUGCAGUGCAUUCUACAUCAUUGGACACUACAACCACAAUAACACACAUACCUCUGACAGUCUUGCAACUUUAAACUUGUUUUAAUUACAACUGAUGAUUUGGUCUUGUAUUGGAUGUCAUUAGAUUGUACCAAUGAUUUGACCUGCACGUGUAUACAUAUUGUGAAAAUGCCUUCAUCAACUUUGACCCAGCAAAUGAGAGAUGUGGCUUCUUAGCUCAGUGAAUUUAAUACAUUUUUGUAGUACAUAUCAAGAGGGGUGGUGUGUGUGUGUGUGUGUGUACGUCUGUGGAGAGGGGUCUUAUUGUCUAACAAUAAUUCACUUGAAUGUAAACACUGGUUUAUACUUUAUUUAAUGGAUGCAGCAGAUACCUGAUGCGGAAUGUAGCAUUGUACAGUAAACCUCCCAUAAUAUUUGAAAACGCAUAAGGGAAGAGGCGUUAACUUGAGAGCUAAUGUGACAUGUAAUAUUGUUUGAUUAAACCAGAAAAAAUACUUUAACCUAUGUUUUUUUUGUCUUCUGUUGAUGUUUUUGUUUUACUAUAUAUCUAUUAUCGAAGGCAUAUAAUUAUUUCAAUUAGAUUAUAUAUGGUUUAAAAACAUCAAGAGAAAAAAAAUAUUCUGGUAUUGACAAAGCAAAGGAGCAGUGGCGAGAGACAUACAUUUCAUUUGGUUAUUGUUUAUUUUUGUGAGUUUCAAAAAUUCUAAUGGAUUUAAUGAUUAAAAUUAAAUAUUUAUUUUGUUUCAAAGUCUUGUUAUGGAAAUGGGGAAUGUGUGUGUGUGUGUGUUUUGAGUCCAGGGUGUACCCCGUCUCUCGCCCGAAGAUAGCUGCGAUAGACUCCAGCACGCCCGCGACCCUAGUGAGGAUAAGCAGUACAGAAAAUGGAUGAAGAACUUGGAUUUCCAUUUUAAAGCAUGACCGAGGCAAAGGAUAACUUUGACAGUGGGGCCCUCUAGAGGGGAGAACUCUCCUUCCGGAUGUUUGAGAAAGGUAACCACUAAAGGACAGCAUUUACUCACAUAAACUCAGAUCUUCCGCUCAAGCAUGAACUUCUAGUCUUAACCGACAUGCAUAACAGCAAAGACAAAAGUGCAUAACAGUAAAGACAAACAGUGUCAUAUCAACCAUCUUGUGUUGCACAAUUUCUGUGUUGCCCUUCAAACUCUGUGGAUACAAGUGCAUAAAUGAUCCUAACUACUCAAUAAUCCUAUUACACUCUCGUCUUUAUACAUUUGUAAUAACGGUAAAGACUCGCAAUUGUUCUGACACUUUUGCAAAUUCAUGCUAUUCUUUUUUGAUGUUUCCUAUUGUGUGAAUGCAAAACGGCUGCCAUGUCCUGGCACU
Molecule: messenger RNA, 3110 nt
Organism: Phyllopteryx taeniolatus (common seadragon)
Lineage: Eukaryota; Metazoa; Chordata; Actinopteri; Syngnathiformes; Syngnathidae
Gene: kcnk15
Product: potassium channel, subfamily K, member 15
Exons: 2
Coding region: 170-1444 (424 amino acids)
Biological process (GO): stabilization of membrane potential; potassium ion transmembrane transport
Cellular component (GO): membrane
Molecular function (GO): potassium ion leak channel activity
Source: RefSeq, a predicted model, not a curated record